AUGUUCGAAGCACAUGUUUUGCAUUUGCUUCGAAGAUAUUUGGGCGAAUAUGUCCAUGGACUGUCGUCCGAGGCCUUGAGGAUUAGUGUUUGGAAAGGUGAUGUAGUUCUCAAAGACUUGAAACUAAAAGCAGAGGCGCUGAAUUCACUAAAACUUCCUGUUACAGUGAAAGCUGGUUUCCUUGGUACUAUAACAUUGAAGGUUCCUUGGAAAAGUCUUGGUAAGGAGCCCGUCAUUGUGCUAAUUGAUCAGGUUUUCAUUCUUGCUCAUCCUGCGCCUGAUGGAAGGUCUCUAAAGGAAGAGGACCAGGAAAAGCUUUUUGAGGCCAAACUUCAACAAAUCGAGGAAGCAGAAGCAGCGACCCUCGAAGCAUUAUCUAGAUCAAACAAGGGAAAUCCAUCAAGUGGAAAUUCUUGGCUGGGCUCACUUAUUUCUACAAUUAUUGGAAAUCUCAAGAUAACCAUUAGUAAUGUUCAUAUUAGAUAUGAAGAUUCCGCGAGCAAUCCUGGGCAUCCAUUUUCUUGUGGUAUUACCUUGGCGAAGCUGGCUGCAGUGACGAUGGAUGAGCAGGGAAAUGAAACCUUCGACACAAGUGGUGCGUUGGAUAAAUUGCGCAAGUCAUUGCAACUUGAAAGGCUUGCAAUUUACCAUGAUUCAAACCGUGAUCCAUGGAUGUUGGAGAAGAGAUGGGAGGAUCUUAGCCCUAAGGAGUGGAUUGAGAUCUUUGAAGAUGGUAUAAAUGAAUCUGCAAAUGCAAAUGGCAAUACUAUGAUGUCUUCCUGGUCUCAGGACCGCAGCUAUUUAGUUUCACCUAUCUAUGGCGUUCUUCAAUAUCAUCGUCUGGGGAACCAAGAGAGAAACGAUCCCAGUGUUCCUUUUGAGAAGGCUUCCCUUGUUUUGAAUGAUGUUUCUUUGACAAUCACCGAGGCUCAGUAUCAUGACUGGAUAAGACUUAUGGAGGUCAUUUCAAGAUAUAAGAUGUACAUUGAAGUUUCUCAUUUGAGACCUACAGUGCCUAUUUCAGAGAGUGCCACAUUAUGGUGGCAUUAUGCAGCUCAAGCUGGAUUGCAGCAGAAAAAAAUGUGUUAUCGAUUUUCUUGGGACCAAAUCCAACGUCUAUGUCAUCUUCGUCGGCUCUAUGUGCAGUUGUAUGCUAAUUACUUGCAGCAGUUACUGAAUCUUGAUAAUUCGGAGAUUAGAGAUAUUGAGAGAGAUCUUGAUCCUAAAGUUAUUCUAUUGUGGAGGUUUCUUGCCCAUGCUAAGGUCAAAUCUGUUAAGUCGAAGGAGGCAGCUGAACAGAGGAUGGUUAGAAAGAGAACCUGGUUUUCUUUUAGAUGGGGAAAUCCUUCUGAGGAGGACUCCGCAGAGAAUUCUGCAAUGGACACUUCAUCUCUGUCAGUAGAGGAAAGAUUGAGUAAAGAAGAAUGGGAAGCAAUCAAUAAAAUACUGAGCUACCAGCCAGAUGAGGAUUUGUCAUUACAUGUCAGGAAGGAUAUACAGAAUAUGAUACAAUAUAUGAUAAUUGUAUCUAUCAGUAAAGUGGCUGCCCGGAUCAUCAAUAUUAACCACACUGAGAUUGUUUGUGGUAGAUUCGAGAAUCUCCAUAUAUCCACUAAGUUCAAACAUCGGAGCACCCUCUGUGAUGUAACACUAAAAUAUUAUGGAUUAUCUGCUCCUGAAGGAUCACUUGUGCAGAGUGUCUACAGUGAGCAGAAGGUGAAUGCAUUGGCAGCUAGUUUUGUGCACACACCAGCUGGAGAAAAUAUAGACUGGAGGCUUUCAGCAACAAUUUCUCCCUGUCAUGUUACGGUUUUCAUGGAAAGCUAUGAUCGCUUUUUAGACUUUGUGAAGAGGAGCAAUGCGAUUAGCCCUACUGUUGCAUUGGAAACUGCAACUGCUCUGCAGCAUAAGAUUGAGAAGGUUACUCGGAGAGCUCAGGAGCAAUUUCAACUGGUUUUAGAAGAGCAGUCCAGGUUUGCUCUUGACAUUGAUCUUGAUGCUCCUAAAGUGAGAGUUCCUAUAAGAUCGCGUACCUCUGCUACAAGCAAUAGCUAUCUUCUUUUGGAUUUUGGCAAUUUUACAUUGCACACAAAGGAGGAUGGUCAGCUUAAUGAUCAGGGCCAGAGUCUAUAUUCUCGCUUUUAUGUCUAUGGGAGGGAUAUAGCUGCCUUUUUUACGAAUUGUAGCUCUGAGAUACAGUCUUCCACUUUGGCAUCCCAUCCUCCUGGAUCUCCAUGUUUGGAAGAUGCUGAGAACUUCUAUUCCCUUAUUGAUAGGUGUGGAAUGGCUGUAAUUUUAGAUCAGAUUAAGGUACCUCAUCCAAAUCACCCAUCUACACGUGUAUAUGUUCAAGUACCAAGCCUUGGCAUCCACUUUUCUCCAGCCAGAUAUUGCAGGCUUAUGGAGUUAUUGAACAUACUUUAUGGUGCAAUGCCUAAUGCUGAGCAGCCUGCUGUUGGAAACAUGCAAACUGAACUUGCCCCUUGGAAUCCUCCUGAUCUGGCAACUGAGGCUAGAAUCCUUAUUUGGAAGGGCAUUGGCUAUUCCAUUGCUGCAUGGCAACCCUGUUUUCUUGUCUUGUCUGGAUUGCACCUUUACGUGUUGGAGUCUCAAAUGUCCCACAAUUAUCAACGCUGCUCAAGCAUGUCCGGUAAACAAGUGUAUGAAGUUCCGCCAAUGAAUAUUGGAGGUUCAGAGCUCUGUAUUGCUGUGAGUGCUAGAGGCAUCGAUACCCAGAAGGCUCUGGAGUCUUUUAGCACUCUGAUUAUAGAGUUUCCGAACAAGGAGGAGAAGGCGACGUGGUUGAGAGGGCUCAUACAAACUACAUAUCGAGCUUCUGCUCCUCCUUCUGUUGCUAUACCUGGAGUACCAAGAGAUUAUGAAUCAAAGUUUGCUGAAACUCCAACAACUAAUGCAAAUGUAGCUGAUCUUGUUGUCAGUGGGACAUUGAUAGAAACAAAGUUGUCUUUAUAUGGAAAGGUUGGAGAUGAGGAGCACGAGCGGAUUGAUGAGAUUCUUAUCCUUGAAGUCCUUGCUGGUGGAGGGAAGGUACAUGUCUCACGUUGUUUAGGUGACUUGACAGUAAAGAUGAAGCUGCAUUCUUUGAAAAUUAUGGAUGAACUUCAGGGUUCUGCAUCUUCACGUUCACAGUAUUUGGCAUGUUCAGUAACGACAGAUAUUUACUCUCUUCCAUGCCCUAAUAUCUCAGAACCCCAUGGGAAAGACCCUUCUAUGGUGACAAAUGAAGAUGAAGAUAUCUUCAAGGAUGCCUUGCCAGAUUUCAUGUCUUUACCUGAUUCAGCUGAAGCAGUCCAUGAGAUGGAUCAGUCAAAGGGAAUUAUUCGUCCUGCUGAUGUUUUUUAUGAGGCACUGGGCUCUGAUGAUUCUGAUUUUGUCUCUCUCACAUUUCUGAUACGAAAUCCUGAAUGCCCUGAUUAUGAUGGUAUAGAUACACAGAUGAGCAUAAAGAUGUCCAGGUUGGAAUUCUAUUGCAACAGACCAACUCUUGUUGCUUUGAUCAACUUUGGAUUUGAUCUAAGUUCUGCAAAUAGUGGGUUUAAUGACAAAAAUGAAAGAGAUCCAGAUGACGAAUCUUCAGAAAACAAAGACAAGACAGAAGAACAUGGGAGUGUAUCUGUUAAAGGAUUGUUAGGUUAUGGUAAAGGUCGGCUUGUUUUUUAUUUGAACAUGAAUGUCAAUAGUGUGGCUGUGUAUCUUAAUAAGGAGGAUGGUUCUCGACUUGCAAUGUUUGUGCAAGAAAGUUUUUUGUUGGAUAUCAAGGUUUAUCCGAGUUCUACUUCCAUAGGAGGCACUUUAGGAAACUUCAGGCUGUGUGAUCUGUUGCUGGGAUCAGAUCACUGUUGGGGUUGGCUUUGUGAUCUACGCAAUCAAGAAGCUGAAUCCCUAAUACAGUUUACAUUCAAUUCCUACAGCGUGGAAGACGAUGAUUAUGAAGGUUAUGACUAUAGUUUGACUGGACGGCUUUCUGCAGUCCGUAUUGUGUUUCUUUACAGAUUUGUUCAAGAGAUAACUGCAUACUUCAUGGAGCUUGCCACUCCACACACUGAGGAAGCAAUUAAACUCGUGGAUAAAGUUGGAGGGAUAGAAUGGUUGAUUCAGAAAUAUGAGGUUGACGGAGCCUCUGCAAUAAAGCUGGACCUUGCAUUGGACACUCCUAUAAUAAUAGUUCCAAGAAAUUCACUGAGCAAAGAUUACAUGCAACUAGAUCUUGGCCAUCUACGUGUCAGAAAUGAAUUCAGUUGGCAUGGAUGUUCUGAGAAAGAUCCUUCUGCUGUUCAUCUUGAUGUUCUUGAUGCAGAGAUUUUGGGAAUCAACAUGGCAGUAGGAAUUAAUGGCUCUAUUGGAAAACCAAUGAUACAGGAAGGCAGAGAAAUUCAUGUUUAUGUUAGGCGCAGUUUAAGAGAUAUCUUCCGUAAAGUCCCAACAUUUGCUCUGGAAGUGAAGGUGGGCUUAUUGCAUGCUGUGAUGUCAGACAAGGAAUAUAAUGUUAUUCUUGAUUGUUUCUACAUGAAUUUGUGCGAACAGCCAAGUCUUCCUCCUAGUUUUCGCAGCAGCAAGAGUACUACAAAAGAUACAAUAAGACUGCUUGCGGAUAAGGUAAACAUGAAUAGCCAGGUCCUUUUGUCGCGUACAGUUACUAUAAUGGCUGUUGAGGUUGACUAUGCAGUGCUAGAGCUUUGCAAUGGGGCUGAUGAGGAAUCACCUUUAGCUCAUGUUGUUCUUGAAGGUCUUUGGGUGUCAUAUCGGAUGACAUCAUUUUCAGAAGCAGACCUCUACAUUACAAUCCCCAAGUUUUCUAUUCUAGACAUUCGUCCCAAUACAAAGCCUGAAAUGCACCUGAUGCUUGGUUCCUGUGCCGAUGCCCCAAAACAGAUUUUUCCUGAACUAAAUGUUGAUUUACCAAACUCAACAAUGUUUUUGAUGGACAGCAGAUGGAGACCGUCGUCCCAGUCGUUUGUAGUUCGGAUUCAGCAGCCUCGGGUUCUUGUUGUUCCUGAUUUUCUUCUCACUGUCUGUGAGUUUUUUGUGCCAGCUUUAGGAACCAUAACAGGCAGAGAUGAGAUGAUGGAUCCCAAGAAUGAUCCAAUUUCUAAGAACAACAGCAUAGUUCUUUCUGGCCCUUUUUACAAACAGAUGGAAGAUAUAGUGCAAUUAUCCCCAAGUCGACAGUUAGUAGCAGAUGCUGUAGGCAUUGAUGAAUAUUUAUAUGAUGGUUGUGGUAAGACAAUUCGUCUUACUGAUGAGAAGGAAAUGAAGGAGUUCCAUUCAACCGGAACUCUUCCCAUCAUUAUCAUUGGUCGGGGUAAGAGGCUGAGAUUUGUAAAUGUGAAAAUUGAGAAUGGUUCUCUAUUGAAGAAAUAUGCAUAUUUGAGCAACGAUAGUUCCUAUUCGGUUUCCCAAGAAGAUGGAGUCCAAGUAUCUUUUCUGGAUGAUGAUUCUGCAUAUAGAGACAGCAAAAACCCAGAUCAUUUGGAAGAAGCGUCACAUACCUCACAUGCUUCCGACUCUGCGGAAAGUGAAUCAUGCAAAAUGCAUUUUAGUUUUGAAGCUCAGGUUGUUUCCCCUGAAUUCACUUUCUAUGACAGUAGCAAGUCAUUGCUAGAUGAUUCCACUCUUGGUGAAAAUCUUCUACGUGCAAAAAUGGAUUUUAGCUUCAUGUAUGCAUCAAAAGAAGAUGAUAGAUGGAUUCGGGGUCUUCUCAAGGAUCUAACAGUUGAGGCUGGUUCUGGUCUCGUUGUUCUUGAUCCGGUGGACAUCUCUGGAGGAUAUACUUCUGUGAAAGAUAAAACAAACAUAUCGCUUGUGUCUACAGAUAUAUAUGCUCAUCUCUCCUUGGGUGUUAUUUCCCUUUUACUUAACCUCCAGAGUCAGCUCUCCACCGCAUUGCAAUUUGGAAAUGCUGACCCUUUGUCCCCCUGUAUAAAUUUUGAUCGAGUUUGGGUGUCUCCAAAAGAAAAUGGGCGUCUUAGCAAUCUGACAUUUUGGAGGCCUCGAGCUCCAUCUAACUAUGUUAUUCUGGGAGACUGUGUAACAUCAAGGCCAAAUCCUCCUUCACAAGCAGUACUGGCAGUGGGCAACACAUAUGGCCGCGUACGCAAGCCUCUUGGUUUUAAGCUCAUAGGAUUGUUUUCUGGUAUUCAAGGACUGCAGGGUGGCGAAGGCCAUUCUGAUGUUGAUUGUGACUGUUCUCUUUGGUUACCUGUUGCACCGCCCGGAUACUUGGCGCUCGGGUGUGUUGCACAUGUAGGAAGUCAACCACCUCCAAAUCACAUCGUUCACUGUGUUAGGUCUGAUCUGGUGACUUCAACAGCAUAUCUAGAAUGCAUAGUCAAUGCUUCCACGAAUUCUUCAUUUGAAUCGGGAUUUAGCAUUUGGCGUUUGGAUAACUGCAUUGGGUCAUUUUAUGCCCAUCCAUUUGAUGGCUUCCCUCCCAAAGACAGUUGUUUUGAUCUAAAUCAUCUUCUUCUUUGGAACUCCGGUCAGCAUAAGUCUUCCUCAAAAGAGUCUUCCUUGAAUUCUAUUGCUGAACAGGAACAUGCAUGUCAGCAGACGAGUAGCCAGGGUGCUACCUCGUCUGGUUGGGAUAUUUUAAGAUCAAUUUCUAAAGCAACUACACAUUAUAUGCCAACUCCAAACUUUGAGAGAAUAUGGUGGGACAGAGGUGGUGAUCUUCGCCAACCAGUCUCCAUAUGGAGACCUAUACCUCGCCCUGGAUAUGCUAUACUCGGUGACUGCAUAACUGAAGGCUUAGAACCCCCUUCUCUGGGCAUAAUAUUUGAGGCUGGCAACCCUGAAAUUUCUGCAAUACCUGUGCAAUUUACUAAAGUUGCUCAUAUUGGGGGGAAAGGCCUCGAUGAAUCUUUCUUCUGGUAUCCCAUUGCUCCUCCUGGUUAUGCUUCUUUGGGAUGUGUAGUAACCAGAUAUGAUGAAGCACCUCCUUUGGAAUCAUUUUGCUGCCCAAGGAUGGAUCUAGUUAGCCAAGCUAACAUUCCGGAGCUGCCCAUGUCAAGAUCUUCGAGCUCAAAGUCAUCUCAGUGCUGGAGUAUUUGGAAAGUAGAGAAUCAGGCUUGCACAUUCCUUGCUCGCUCUGACCUGAAAAAGCCGUCAAGCCGGUUGGCGUUUGCUAUUGGUGAUUCAAUGAAGCCAAAGACAAGGGACAACAUAACAGCCGAGAUGAAAAUAAGAUGCUUCUCUUUGACUGUUUUAGACAGCUUGCGUGGAAUGAUGACACCACUUUUUGAUGCCACAAUUACUAAUAUCAAGCUUGCAACCCAUGGUCGAUCAGAGGCAAUGAAUGCUGUACUGAUUUCUUCAAUUGCUGCAUCAACUUUCAACUUGCAAUUAGAAGCUUGGGAGCCACUUGUGGAACCAUUUGAUGGAAUAUUUAAGUAUGAAACAUAUGAUACUAAUUUACAUCAACCAUCGGGAAUUGGAAAAAGAAUGCGUAUUGCCGCUACCAGUAUUCUAAAUGUAAAUCUGAGUGCAGCAAAUCUCGAUACCUUAGAACAAACAAUUGAUUCAUGGAAAAGGCAGAGAGAACUCGAAGAGAAAGCAAUCAGACUUAUUGAGGAAUCUGCUGGUUCCAAGGCACAUGGGGACAAUUCAUUUUUGGCAUUGGAUGAAGAUGAUUUUCAGACUGUUAUAAUAGAAAAUAAACUUGGGUGUGAUAUAUACCUAAAAAAAAAUGAUAACAACUUAGACGAAGUUGAAUUAUUACAUCAUGACGAUUCAACAUGUGUCUCGGUUCCACCUCCACGAUAUUCUGAUCGAUUAAAUAUCGCAGAUGAAUCAAGAGAACCUCGUUGUUAUGUAGCCAUUCAAAUAGUUGAAGCCAAGGGUUUACCUCUUGUCGACGAUGGAAAUAGUUUAAAAUUUUUCUGUGCUUUGCGUCUGGUUGUAGAGAACCAGGAAGUUAAUCAGCAAAAGCUUUUUCCUCAGAGUGCAAGAACAAAAUGUGUUCAGCCAUUAAUUGUUAAAGUAGAUGAUUUGGACGAAGGCGUGGCCAAGUGGAAUGAACUCUUCAUCUUUGAAGUUCCUAGGAAGGGGGUGGCUAAGUUGGAGGUGGAAGUAACUAACCUUGCAGCAAAAGCUGGAAAAGGUGAGGUUGUGGGUGCAUGUUCGUUUUCAGUUGGGCAUGGUGCAAAUAUGUUGAAAAAAGUCGCUUCAGUAAAAAUGCUGCAUCAAGCAUCUGAUAUUCAAAAUGUUACGUCCUACCCACUGGAAAGAAGGGGACAGCACAAUGAUGACAUGCAUUCGCUUGGAUGCCUUUUCGUUUCUACUUCUUACAUUGAAAGGAGUACGGCCACUGACCUUCAGAAUGACAGGGGAAAUGGAAAUUAUGUUGAUGAGGAUAUUGGGUUUUGGGUUGCACUUGGUCCUAAAGGUGCCUGGGAUGGUUUUCGUUCUUUACUUCCCCUGUCAGUAAUUACCAAACAAUUGAAAGAUGAAUUUUUGGCUUUAGAAGUUUUCAUGAAAAAUGGCAAGAGGCAUGCAGUUUUCAGGGGUCUUGCUAAAGUUUCAAAUGAUUCAGAUAUCAAGUUUGAUAUUGCAACAUGUCAUGCGUCCAUGAUUCAUGGUCUGAAUCUCUCUUCCAGAACAAGCAGUCUAAUCGACACUAAUUAUUUCAACAGUACCAUAUGCCCUGGUUCUUCUACUGUUUUACCCUGGAGAAGCAUGUCCAAGGAGUCCAACCAAUGUUUACAAAUUCGUCCAUCCAUUGAUCAUACUCAAACAUUAUAUGCAUGGGGCCGUCCAGUUGCUGUGGAGAAGGACCAGCAAUCGAUUGAUCAAGGUGCACUUUCUCGACAAAACACUUUAAAACAGGGGAACAAGACCUCUAUUUCUACCUCUGUUUCUCUACUAAUGUUGAAUCAAUUGGAGAAAAAGGAUCUACUUUGGUGUUGCCCUAGUUCUGGAGGUAAACUAUUUUGGCUCAGCAUUUGCACAGACGCAUCAGUUCUUCACACAGAGCUAAAUUCCCCUGUUUAUGAUUGGAAAGUAUCAGUCAGUUCUCCUUUGAAGCUGGAGAACAGGCUUCCAUGUCCAGUAGAAUUUAAGAUUUGGGAAAGACUGAGAGAUGGCAGAAAUGUAGAACGACAGAAGGGUUUUAUAUCGUCACGUGGAACUGUACACAUAUACUCUGCUGACAUACGGAAUCCUAUAUAUAUCAUGUUAUUCGUUCAGGAUGGUUGGGUAAUUGAAAAGGACCCUAUUCUUAUUUUGGAUCUAGCAUCAAAUGGUCACGCUUCCUCGUUUUGGAUUGUUCAUCAGCAAAGAAAAAGGAGACUGCGGGUCAGCAUUGAGCGUGACAUGGGAGGAACUGCAGCUGCUCCAAAAACCAUAAGAUUUUUUGUUCCUUACUGGAUCAACAACGAUUCAUUCUUGUCUUUGGCAUAUCGUGUGGUGGAAAUCGAACCUCUGGAAAAUGCAGAUGUUGAUUCCCUUUUGGUCUCGAAAGCUGUUAAAUCUGCAAAAUCAUCCUUCAAACGUCCUUCUACUUCACUGUCUGGGAGAGAGACUGGUACAAGGAAAAACAUUCAAGUAUUGGAAGCUAUUGAAGACACUAGUCCGACACCCAGCAUGCUUUCUCCACAAGACUACAUUGGCCGUGGUGGUGUUUCGUUAUUUUCAUCAAGAAAUGAUACGUAUCUGUCCCCACGGGUGGGCAUUGCUGUUGCAAUUCGAAAUUCUGAAAAUUUCAGUCCAGGGUUGUCUCUUCUUGAGCUGGAGAAAAAGCAAAGAGUUGAUGUGAAGGCAUUUGCUUCUGAUGGAACUUACUAUAAGCUUUCAGCUGUGUUGCGCAUGACUUCAGACAGAACAAAGGUUGUGCAUUUUCAACCACACACGUUGUUUAUUAAUCGGGUUGGCCGUAGCAUUUGCAUACGGCAAUGUGAUACUCAUUUGUUUGAGUGGCUUCAUCCUACUGAUACUCCCAAACAUUUUGGAUGGCAAUCUGCAAAAGUAGAGUUGCUCAAGUUGCGGCUUGAUGGAUAUCAGUGGAGCGCACCAUUUACAAUUGGUACUGAAGGUGUAAUGUGUAUAUGCUUGAGAAAUGAGAUCACAAGUGAUGAAAUGCAUCUUAGGAUUGAAGUAAGAGGUGGAACAAAGAGCUCUCGCUUUGAAGUUGUACUUCGUCCCAAUUCAUUUUCAAGUCCCUACAGGAUCGAGAAUCGGUCCUUUUUUCUGCCCAUACGUUUUCGGCAAGCGGAUGGUUCCAGUGAUUCUUGGCAGUCAUUACUCCCUAAUGCUGCUGCUUCCUUUUCAUGGGAAGAUCUUGGUAGACAGCGAUAUCUAGAACUCUUAGUCGAUGGGAGCAACUCUAGAACAUCACUAAAGUAUGAUAUUGACGAGAUAUAUGAUCAUCAGCCAAUUGAGGUGGCUGGUGGACCUGGGAGAGGUUUACGAGUUACUGUCAGCAAGGAAGAGAAGGUCACUGUUGUUAAAAUAAGUGACUGGAUGCCAUUGAACGAACCUCCUACAAAUUUGUAUAGAAGUCCUUCAUCUUUGCGACAAAUCUCUGUAAAUAAUGCUCAGCUUAACUCUUCAACAUCCACUUCAGAUUGCGAAUUUCAUUUUAAUGUUGAAGUCGCAGAGCUUGGAUUGUCCUUGGUUGAUCAUACACCCGAAGAGAUAUUGUAUCUCUCACUGCAAGGCUUUCUGCUGUCAUAUUCGACUGGCCUUGGCUCUGGAGUCAGUAGGUUCAAAAUAAGAAUGCGUGGGAUUCAGGUGGAUAAUCAAUUACCUCUAACUCCAAUGCCAGUUCUCUUCCGGCCACAAAGAGUGGGAGGGGAGACAGAUUAUAUCUUGAAAUUUUCCAUGACACAACAGUCAAAUGGAUCAUUAGAUUUAUGCAUAUAUCCAUAUAUAGGUUUGCAAGGACCUGAAAAUACUGCCUUUUUGAUUAACAUCCAUGAGCCUAUUAUUUGGCGUCUUCACGGGCUUAUCCAGCAGGCCAAAAUUGCAAGAAUGUUUGAAACUGAAACCACUUCUGUUUCAGUUGAUCCCAUUAUUCAAAUUGGUGUCCUUAACAUCUCGGAAGUUCGGUUCAAAGUUACAAUGGCAAUGUCCCCUAGUCAACGGCCAGUUGGUGUACUUGGAUUUUGGGCUAGCUUAAUGACUGCUCUUGGGAAUACUGAAAAUAUGACGGUCCGGAUAAACCAGAGAUUUCAGGAAAACAUAUCAAUGAGGCAUAGCGUUCUAGUUGGUAAUGCUGUCUCAAACAUUAAGAAGGAUCUCCUCAGCCAGCCACUACAACUGCUUUCGGGUGUUGAUAUACUAGGUAAUGCAAGUAGUGCACUUGGACAUAUGAGCAAAGGUGUAGCUGCCUUAUCAAUGGAUAAGAAAUUCAUACAAAGUCGGCAAAGACAGGAGAAGAAAGGCGUAGAGGACUUUGGGGAUGUCAUUAGAGAGGGAGGUGGUGCACUAGCUAAAGGCCUAUUUCGAGGAGUUACUGGAAUUUUAACAAAGCCUCUUGAAGGUGCAAAAGCAUCAGGUGUCGAAGGUUUUGUUCAGGGUGUUGGAAAAGGUUUGAUAGGUGCUGCUGCCCAACCUGUAAGUGGGGUUUUGGAUCUCUUGUCAAAAACUACAGAAGGUGCAAAUGCUAUGAGAAUGAAGAUAGCAUCUGCUAUUGCUUCAGAAGAUCAACUCCUUCGUAGGAGGCUGCCUAGAGUUAUUAGUGGGGAUAAUUUACUUCGUCCUUAUGAUGAGUACAAAGCACGGGGACAGGCAACACUGCAAUUAGCAGAAUCUGGAUCAUUUUUCGGCCAGGUUGAUCUGUUUAAAGUACGUGGGAAGUUUGCCUUAACAGAUGCUUAUGAAGACCAUUUUGCUCUUCCUAAAGGAAGAAUAAUCAUGGUCACUCACAGGAGGGUCCUAUUAUUGCAACAAACAUCUAACGUUAUCGCCCAGAAAAAGUUCAACCCAGCUAGAGACCCUUGUUCAGUGCUGUGGGAUGUAACAUGGGAUGACCUGGUGAUUAUGGAAGUGACACCGGGAAAAAAAGAUCAUCCAAAUGCCCCACCUUCACGGGUUAAACUUUAUUUACGAAGUAGAUCAGAUACAAGGGAUCAAUUUCGAAUUAUAAAGUGUAACCGUGAAUCCAAUCAGGCAUUUGAGGUUUUUUCUUCAAUUGAGCAAGCAAGAUCUACUUAUGGAUCAACCCAAUCAAAGGAUUUGCUGAAAAGAAAAGUAACAAAACCCUAUUCUCCAGCCGUUGAAGUAAUUCCAAAAGGAGUUGCAAUGAACCUUGACUGGUGUCUCAGUAAUCGGGCAGGCUCAAAUGACAAGAUGUUAAGGAUGCUGGACUUAUGGAUGAGUUUUCGCUGGCAUUGA
Molecule: messenger RNA, 12351 nt
Organism: Fraxinus pennsylvanica
Lineage: Eukaryota; Viridiplantae; Streptophyta; Magnoliopsida; Lamiales; Oleaceae
Source: the annotation of a GenBank genome assembly